Molecule: messenger RNA, 2458 nt
Organism: Zonotrichia leucophrys gambelii
Lineage: Eukaryota; Metazoa; Chordata; Aves; Passeriformes; Passerellidae
Product: arylsulfatase D-like
Exons: 11
Coding region: 76-1848 (590 amino acids)
Molecular function (GO): arylsulfatase activity
Source: RefSeq, a predicted model, not a curated record
AUUAACCAGAUAGGAAAUGGAGAAGAGGCAGUAGCCAUGCUGAGCUACUAUUUGAACAAAUUUAUAUGACUGACUAUGUACCUGUUUCAUAAAAUGGAAAACAAAGUUUACUGGGAAAAACAAAGGACAUACUUAAACAUUUGGCUAAUUUUGUGCCUGUUUGCAAGAACCUGUGUAUCAAAUCCUUCAAAACCUAACUUUUUACUGAUACUGGCUGAUGACCUUGGUGUUGGAGAUUUGGGUUGCUAUGGCAAUGAUACAAUAAGGACCCCUAACAUUGAUGGCCUGGCAAAGGAUGGAGUGAGACUCACUCAGCACAUCGCUGCAGCAGCUGUCUGUACUCCCAGCAGAGCUGCUUUCCUGACUGGCAGAUACCCCAUCAGAUCAGGCAUGGCAUCCAGCACUGAGCGUCAGGUUCUCUUCUGGAACGGUGGUUCAGGGGGGCUCCCACCAAAUGAAACCACUUUUGCCAGAAUACUCCACCAGCAAGGUUAUUCUACAGCACUUGUAGGGAAGUGGCAUAUGGGUGUGAACUGCAAAACCCGCCAUGAUCACUGCCACCAUCCUUUAAAUCAUGGUUUUGAUUAUUUUUAUGGCAUGCCCUUUACCCUUCUCAAUGAGUGUCAAGGCUCAGAUGACCCUGAAUUGGCCAAGUCUUUGCAAGAUACAUAUUGGUUUUACACUCAGAUGAUCAUCCUUGCAGUAUUUACUCUUGUGGUUGGAAAACUCGCCAAUUUAUUCCCAGUUAAAUGGAAAAUAAUCAUCUGUUUGGCCAUCUGUGGUCUCCUUCAUUUCAUCUCCUGGUUCUCCAGCUAUGGUUUCACCAAGUACUGGAACUGCAUCCUGAUGAGAAACCAUGAUAUCACUGAACAACCAAUGAACCUACAAAAAACUACUUCUAAUAUUCUGAAGGAGGCAAUUGCAUUCAUUGAAAGAAACAAGCUUAGACCGUUUCUUCUCUUUGUUUCCCUUUUACAUGUUCACACCCCUCUCAUUACCACAGAGAAGUUUCAGGGAAGAAGCAGGCAUGGCCUGUAUGGAGAUAAUGUAGAGGAGAUGGACUGGAUGGUGGGCAGGCUUCUGGAUGUUAUUGACAAAGAAAACUUGAAGAAUACCACCUUCAUUUAUUUUGCAUCUGAUCAUGGAGGAUUCUUAGAGGCUCACAGAGGAAAUUCUCAGCUGGGUGGAUGGAAUGGGAUAUAUAAAGGUGGAAAAGGAAUGGGAGGCUGGGAAGGAGGAAUCCGUGUUCCAGGCAUAGUUAGGUGGCCAGGAGUGUUGCCUGCGGGGACAGUCAUCGAUGAACCCACGAGCCUUAUGGACAUUUAUCCUACAGUAGUUCAACUGGCUGGAGGGACAGUGCCUCAGGACAGGGCCAUGGAUGGGCACACCUUGCUGCCCCUGCUGCAGGGGACAGAGCAGCACUCCAGGCACGAGUUCCUGUUCCACUACUGCGGGGUGUUCCUGCACGCAGUGCGCUGGCACCAGAAGCACAGUGGCACUGUAUGGAAAGCUCAUUAUGCCACUCCAGUAUUUCAGCCAGAAGCCUCUGGGGCCUGUUUCAGAAGAGGAAUUUGUCCAUGUUUCGGGGAUGGGGUAAUCCAUCAUGACCCUCCACUGCUGUUCAAUCUCUCACAAGAUCCGUCUGAGGCAAAUCCUCUUUCAGCUGACACUGAGCCCUUGUUUGACACUGUGGUGAGGAGAAUGAGAGGAGCUGUGGAAGAGCAUCGCAAGACUCUGACUCCAGUCCCACAACAGCUCUCUCCUUACAAUAAUAUGUGGAAGCCGUGGCUGCAGCCAUGCUGUGGCACAUUCCCAUUCUGUUGGUGUAAUGAAAAUAACAAAACAUAGUCUAAUACCAAAGUCAAAGUACAGCUAGCUUUAAGGAAGUUGGUAAUUUUUCACAUUCACAUUACUACAGUCAUAAAGAGAGUAAAGAUUAAAUUAUACUGGCAUAACUAAAAGGGACAUUAGUAAUCACUAAUGGUUUUUUUCAACCUUUUCUCUUAUCCAUGGAAAUUAGGUAAGGCUGUGGUUUAAAAAAAUUAGGGGUCAUCUGUAUAAUCUGUCAAGUGAAUAAUUCAGGAUUAAAUACCAAAUAAAUGAAUCAAAAUUUAUUUUCUUACUGACUUACAACUCAAGCAAAUGAUGACAGAUAGAAAAGCAAAUUUUCAAUAGCAAUUGUCUGUAUAGGAAAUAUGCUUGUUGAGAGAACAGGACUGAGCCCAAGAGGGUAUCCCUGUUAGGCCUUAUGUUUUUAAUGAAAAAUUAACCUUUUGCACAAAAAUGAAAGGAUUAUGACAAUGAAAAAAGUAAUAAAAAUAAAAUUGCACAUUUAAUUUGGAAAUAUACCAAAAUGUAUUGGCCUCUCAAAAAUAAGCACCUAUUAAAUUACAGCAUUUUUUUUUGCCUCAUUAUCUGUGCAUUUAUUUGUCUGUCAUGCAAGAUUUCCUAGGGAAAA